Xyrauchen texanus (razorback sucker) is the source of this 2051-nucleotide messenger RNA. RefSeq names its product PR domain zinc finger protein 12-like. Bases 264 to 1370 code for a protein of 368 amino acids. The record is from RefSeq and is a predicted model, not a curated record. Gene Ontology annotation, cellular component: nucleus. Gene Ontology annotation, biological process: neurogenesis. The transcript has 5 exons. Gene Ontology annotation, molecular function: histone methyltransferase binding. Lineage: Eukaryota; Metazoa; Chordata; Actinopteri; Cypriniformes; Catostomidae.
UUCUCCUCUGGUUGAACAAGUCUGAAGAACACAAGGGGAGGGUCAUUAAUAACUAAUUACCGUGGGUCAGAACUGACGCAUAUAAAGCCAACCGGGACCGUGGAAAGGCGCAACAUUCUCUCAACACUUAGCGAGACGAGCGCAGACUGAUAGCUAUUGCAUCGGCUCGAGACUGAUGUUAUAUUGGCGUCAUCGUCUAUAUAUUUGGGUUAAUUAUUUGGCCUCAUUAAAAAGCAAGGGGAUAUUUUCGUGCAUCUGUCAUCAUGGGUUCAGUGCUACCUGCAGAUGCUUUGGUUCUGAAGGCUGGAUUUAAGCAGCAGACUCUGGCCCUGUCCGACAUCAUCACGUCGGACAUCCUGCACAGUUUCCUGUACGGCCGCUGGAGGAACGUGCUGGGGGAACACCUGUUCGAGGAGAAGACCCCCACUGUCAGCCCCAAAACAGCGUUCACCGCAGAGGUCCUGGCGCAGUCAUUCUCAGGAGAGGUCCAGAAGCUCUCUAGCUUAGUGUUGCCAAGUGAAGUCAUCAUAGCGCAGAGCUCCAUCCCGGGAGAAGGCCUUGGCAUCUUCUCCAAAACCUGGAUAAAAGCCGGCACCGAGAUGGGUCCCUUCACUGGCAGGGUCAUAUCUCCCGAACACGUCGAUCUCUUCAAGAACAACAAUCUCAUGUGGGAGGUUUUUAAUGAGGAUGGCACGGUGCGCUACUUCAUCGAUGCCAGUCAAGAGGAUCAUCGCAGCUGGAUGACUUACAUCAAAUGCGCGCGCAAUGAGCAAGAACAGAAUCUGGAGGUUGUGCAGAUCGGAAGCAGCAUAUUUUACAAAGCAGUAGAGACCAUACCUCCAGAUCAAGAGCUGCUUGUGUGGUAUGGGAAUUCCCACAACACUUUCCUGGGUAUCCCGGGAGUCCCUGGCACAGAGGAAGAACUGCAGAAGAAGGGUAAAAAUGAUGAAUUCCACCUAUGCGAAACCUCCUCCGCCACCGCCCUCUCCGCUGCCAGUCGCAUGCGCUGCGUCAUCUGCCACCGCGGCUUCAACUCUCGCAGUAACCUGCGCUCCCACAUGCGCAUCCACACACUGGACAAGCCCUUCGUCUGCCGUUUCUGCAACCGUCGCUUCAGCCAGUCCUCCACCCUCCGCAACCACGUGCGCCUGCACACCGGCGAGCGCCCCUACAAGUGCCACGUCUGCCAGAGCGCAUAUUCCCAGUUGGCAGGGCUGCGGGCGCACCAGAAGAGUGCCAGGCACCGGCCGGCCAUCACAGGUACUGUCGUGGGGCUGCAGGCCCAUUCACCCCCUCCUCCACCUCCUCAGCUGGCACAGGUCCCUCACCCGGCCUCAUUGAUGCAUCACAUACCCACCAUGGUGCUUUGAGAGGGCACGAUGCACUCGAUUGUCUCAGAUGUUCACAGUCUCACAGGCGAAUCUUCAUUGCUGCUGGCUCAUGUGUAGAAGUGUGUCUAUGUGGAGCCGGUCCUGUUGAGAACUCUUACCGUUAGUGGAUGCUUUGUGGUUUGCUGCCCUAAAGGAGAAGAAGAGAUCAGAUAUGAUGAGCAAGGCCUGUACAAACUCAGUUUUGACAGCAUUGAAGUGGAUAUGGCCGUAGAAGGGCUGUUUUGUACAUUCAUGUUGAAUUCUUAUCAUCGCCAGAACUACACAGUGAUGGCUCUUAAAAGUUCAUUUUCUCUGGGCUUAUUUUGAUCUAACUGUUCAAACAUUAGGCUAUAAAAUGCCAUUUAAGACGAUCACUAGUCAGUGUAUCUUUUAUUCAUAUUUGCAUGCAGUAUUGCUUUGUCCCAUGACAUUUCAAGCCACAUCACUCCCUCCUUACACUUUAGCCUCAUAAAAGUAUUGAGAAUGUAACAGAGAGACUGAGUCUCUUUACAAUCCGACAUCAACCCUGUGGCAACUCCUUGAAUGUUUUACUGGUUUUCAAUGUAGGAGAUACAAUGGGACCAAGCACCACUUAGUGACCGAUUUGUGUCUAUACAACCGAAUCAGAGAAGUGGAGCUCAAAGCAUGUUGAUUGUGAAUGGAAAAUGUAUGAAGUAUGUA